UCGGUAAUGGCCGUAAUGGCUGCGCGCUGCGAGUUUCGCGAUAUGUGUUGUGUUGCUUUUGGGUGUGAUGAAAUGUCAGAUUCCUGACCCAUGUCUGAUGCUGCGACAACGUGUCAGAACGCACUGUGCACCUGACAAGUGAACCGGAAAGCACGGAUCUCUUGAAAUCGUUCGUUGCAGGCCAAGUGGGGAGAGAAUUCGUCGUGACCGUCAUGAUCUGCGCCGGUUGACAUGACUUCAGACGUCGCGCCGAGACUUGUCCGCGCAAUCCACAAUUUCAAGGGGAAAAACAAUGAUGAGCUGUGCUUCAAGAAAGGUGACAUCCUGACGGUGACGCAGGCCUUGGAUGGGGGCUGGUGGGAAGGCACCCUCCAGGGCAACACUGGCUGGUUUCCUAGCAACUAUGUCAAAGACCACAAGCCCCAAGCUGGUGAUGCGUCUCGGGUUAUUGGAGUCCAGGCCCGGGCGCUUGACCACUCACUCAGCUCAAGGCAUCGGAACAUGGUGUUCAAAGACAUCCUGGACACGGAGGCAAGCCAUGUGCAUGAGCUGAGGACCCUGAUGAGCAGCUACCUGCAGCCCCUUGAGCAAUCUGGCUUGUUGAGUGACCAGGACCUGCGGCAACUGAUGGGCAACCUUCCUGCUGUGCUGGAGGUGCACACGGAGUUGCUGGAGGCAUUGGAGGGCGUCAGAGAGCAGCCAAGCCGAGACCAGCGGGUCGGUGGUGCCUUCCUGCAAAUCGCAGCACGAAUGAAGGCCAGCCAGCUGAUCUACUGUGCCAACCACCCACGUGCCAUUCAGCUCUUGGACAAGCUCAAAGAUAUUUUAGGUCCCUGGCUAGAGCAGCUUUCGCCACCUGGCGCCACCCUUCUGACUUUGACGACAGGGCUGAGCCGGCCAUUCCGUCGCCUCGACAAGUACCCGGCCCUGCUCACUGAGCUCCAGCGGCACACUGAGGAGAGCCACAUAGACCGCGGGGACACACAAAGAAGCGUCUUCGUCUACAAGGAGAUGGCAGCCAGCUGUUCUACCAUGCGACGCCAGAAGGAGCUGGAAUUGGAGGUGCUCGCUGGCACUGUGGAUGGUUGUGAGGGAGAGGAGCUCCAGUGCUUAGGCGAGCUGCUACACGUGGGUCCUGUGGUACUGUUGACCGGGGAAGAGCGGCGUGACCUUUACCUGGCACUGUUCUCCAGCUGCCUGGUGCAGCUGUCCCUCUCCAAUGGGCGUUUCUCUUACCAGGGUCGCUUCCCUUUACUGGGCUUGACAGUCGCGAACUCCCAGGAUCCAGCUGAUGGCUGUGCCUUUGACAUUCAAGGUCCUUCAGUGCCACGUAUGACAGUGCUCUGUCGGAGUGCAGAAGAGGCAUCCCAGUGGAAGUCCAAGCUGAGCUGCUCACCCACGCCGCCGCCUGCACCCAGCCCCCUCCGACGGGCAGUGGCACAAGUGAACACCCCUACACCAGCUCCCACCGUCACAGUGGUCCGGCCAAUGGAAACUCCUGUGCCACAGCGCUCCUUGCAUGUGGUGCUGGGCCCACCCACCGAGAGGACAGCCGUGCCAGAGAGCUCAUCAGUAUCACAGAGUGGUGGCUGGUGCCUGCGACCGCAUCCACCCCUGCGUCCCCGACCAACAGCUAGCCGUGCCCCGAACCGGCACCAUAAGCAGCAACGGAGACCUGGUCCUGCUGAAGACAGGGCUCCGCAUGUGGAUGACAUGCAGCUGCUGCAAGUCAUUGAGGCCUACUGUGGCAGCAGUUGUCGAGCGAGGCACACAGUGAACUCAGCAUUGAUGAACUGCCCACAAGUCUUAGUAGCAGAGGAUGAGAAAAUUAUUGUUGAAGACAACAAAGGCAUGGAGGAGAGAAGCCUUGUUGACACUGUCUAUGCCCUAAGAGACCAGGUCAAGGAACUGCGAACUGAGACCAGUCAGCUGUCGCGCGCACUUGAGGAAGAGCGACAAGCACGGAUGCGACUGGAGGCUCUACUACGGCAACACUUAUUGCUAAGCUCUUGCGACCAGCCCCUGCUCAUCACAGAGUCCUGACCAGCAUGCUAUGAGGCCACCAUCGGAUGCCCACACACAAUGUUCUUUGUUGCUCUUGUGUGGUGUAUGCAUCCAAAGGACACUGCAGUGCAGCCAGUUGCUUCAGUGCUUCUCCAUCCAUUUGUUCUCCGAGCAUGUGGCAGCUGUCUCUUGGGCAUGGCACGGUGGCAAAAGGCUGGCCUAUCAACUGUCGUGUCGUGUCUCAACGUCGUGCACAAUGGCAGCAUUGUCCCCACUCCAAAGCUCACGUCUAGGUAGCUGGGUGUAAGUAUUCAGAUGUGGGUACAGACAGCGAUCUGGACCAGCAUUGUCGUCCUUCUCUUUGAUAUGCUCAUGCCAUUGAUGCUGCCACUGCAGCAAGGAACAGAAGUUUCACCCUUUCCCUGGACUGUUCAGACUCUGCCGCAUGAUGGUGCUGUUCUGAAUGCCGUGAAGAUGGCAAAAGGACGAUGGCUGGUGCAGAAGACCCUUGUUAUAACCAGACCACUGUAUUUUUUCAGUACCGCAGUACUGCCAGAUAAUGCUUGAUGACCAAAAAGGAGCUUGAGAUGAUUUCGAUGGCUGUGCACCGAUGCAUUGAUUAUGUAAGGGGGGCCCUUGUGAACAUUAAGGGUAGAUUUUAAGUGUUCGCAAGAACACACUUGUUCAAAAAUAGUGGAAGUAGACGACCCUCAUGUCACGAAACGGUGUUGUGCCCAAGUAGAUAGCUAUUGUACAUAGCUAUUGCUGCAUGGAACUUGAGUGUAGGGGUAAAGCCAUAAUCUGAGACAAAAGUAAUAAUUUUAGUCAUGUUACAAACCAUUUAAUACAGUGAUCUCUAGUAAAAUUUAUAGCUCUUUUAACGUGUACAUUCAAUCAAAUUUCUGUGGGAAACCUUUGCUUGAAAGGUAGUGUCCUUGCUCAAGUGAUUCUCUUAGAUAUGAUAAAAAAAGGUAGAAUUGUUCCAGGGAUGCAUUGUUAAAGCAGCAGCCACAUGGAAUGUUUUUUUCACCAAAAUUUUCACACAGGUCAUUUCUGGUGUGUGGACCAUUUGCACAUCACAGUACCUGCGAGGUCAUGAUAACAUACAGUAAUAAGCUGACUUGUGCAGUGCCUGCACAAGUCAGGCGACGCAUUCUUUGGAGCUGCUGCUUAGUAACGUGCCAAGAAGUAUUGUGGCUGCUCUGUUGUGCAUCUGCUGUUCUGUAAACUUGUGUGAAGGAGUCUGUACACUGUGCUAAGUUGAAUUCUAGUGGUUGUUUUAGAGAAGCUACCUGAACCCUUGAGCAAGCGCUUAGACAAUGCUAAGAUUUUGCAAAUUCAAAUCUGCUGGAGAAAAACAUAUACGUACUAUUCCACGCUGUAUAACGAUAGAAGUUGUCAUGCACAGCCGGCAGAAGUGACACUGCAAGGCACAGUGCUUCCAGUCAAAUUCAUUUAUCGACAGCAGAGCAAGAGAGAGCGAUACAUCGUAGAGUGAAUUGGUCCAAAACGUCCAGUGGUACAGAGAACACGUGAGCAACAAAACCUGCUCCAGAUACCAGCGGACAUUACUGUUAGAAAAAUAAAAUGCUUACAUUUAGAAGCGUUUGUAUGCAGUAUACUAUGUAGGCCUCUUUUUAAGCCCAACUAUGUAGGGCUUGGGGAAGCUCUCUCAAAGUUUUGGCAUAGCUCAAUUCUGUCCAAAAUAGCUGAAUGUAGGCAGAAAUGUCUCUUUAGAGCUGCCCACUCUGCAAAUUCAAAUACACACUCUUUCUGAAACAGUGUCUUUCUAGGUAGCUAUCACCGUAGUACACGGUGCAGUAUAUAUGCACCCAAUUUUAAGAGACGGGAUAGGAUCAGAGCAAUUUUUCUUUCUAAAAUGUCACUUUUUGUCAUUAACAGACUGUUUCCCAUCACUGCCAUUAUAUUGUAGCAUCAAAAUGUGCAGACCACCUAUCCCACUUUUAUGUGCCACACUUGUUACAAAAGGGCUGUCAUCACAGUUGGUUUCGUGCACAAGUCAUUGUUAUCCACAAUCUACAAAGGCAUUCUUAGUGGUGUCCUUUGGUUGGUUCUUUCAGUGCGCUUCGCACCGAUUUACCAUUAGUAUGUAAUGUAUAAACAUGGUGUUCAAUUCAUGAAGAGAUGCUGUGUAAAUGCGUCCUUGAUCACGUACAAUUGAAAAAAAAAAAAAAAAUCCAUGUGCCAUCCAGAUUGUGCUCUGAAAAUAAGAUGUUAAAACCUGUUAUCUGGCUGUUUUCACUCUGCAAGCACUCUAGGAGAAUAGACAAAACACUUAUGUGUAGCUAUGGGGCAGGGUGAGGUUGACUUGUGUGUAGUGCUUUCUUGUGGGUUUCCUUGUGCUACAUACAACGACCAUGAGCAUAUAAAUUCUAAGCCAUUUUGA
This is a messenger RNA of Dermacentor silvarum, 4411 nucleotides long. RefSeq names its product rho guanine nucleotide exchange factor 7-like (gene RtGEF). Gene Ontology annotation, molecular function: guanyl-nucleotide exchange factor activity; protein binding. The transcript is spliced from 18 exons. The coding region runs from base 232 to 2043 and encodes 603 amino acids. The record is from RefSeq and is a predicted model, not a curated record. Lineage: Eukaryota; Metazoa; Arthropoda; Arachnida; Ixodida; Ixodidae.